Messenger RNA from Drosophila rhopaloa, 2126 nucleotides. RefSeq lists its product as uncharacterized. The transcript is spliced from 5 exons. The record is from RefSeq and is a predicted model, not a curated record. Lineage: Eukaryota; Metazoa; Arthropoda; Insecta; Diptera; Drosophilidae. The coding region runs from base 124 to 1614 and encodes 496 amino acids.
AAAAAACAAUAUCCCAUUGCCUUUGCCUUGGCAGUAAAGUGCUGCCGCAUUUUAACCUUUCGAAACCCUGUGCUAGGGAGAAAUGCCUUCACUGGGACCCGGACAGACUCCUCUACUUGAACCAUGGCGGACGCCAUCAGAUGCGCCUGCGAUUCCCUGAACUCCGUCGUGGACUACCUGGUGACCAUGAGGAUCUGCGAAAUCCGGCAUUGCCUCGAGUUCCUCGGAGUGGCACACACGGAGGUCCUCGCAGGCGUGGUCCUGUUCGUCCUAAUGCAGUUCACCAAGUUCACGGCUGUCUUGCUGUUGGCCAUUUUGCUGGCCUACGGAAUAUUCUACUUGUGGGACACCUACUUCCCGGAAAUCAGUCAAUUUGGUCACAGGGGUAUGAAGAUGUUCCGGAAUGUACGCACCUCUGCCAACUUGCCGCCUUUUACCUCCGACACUGAAGAGAGUCCUGGAGAGUACUUCAUUAGUCCAAAAGUGCAGCAGUACACCAGUGGCAUGUUAACCCCGCCAAAUGCUUUCCAAAUGCCAACGCUACUACCUAUGUUACCAACGAAAAACAUGAGGACAACCAGCCUGCAAACAGACCGCCAACGCAAGGAAGAGGAAAACAGGCGAGGAUCUCGGGGACGAGCUCACGCAUCUCAUCGGGAGUCGCAAGACCCGGGAAGACAUCGCCAGGAGCGUCCUUUCUGGCGAUCUGUUAAUCCCGAACCCGAAAGGGAGCACCACUCCUCCAAAAGAGCCAGUGGAAGUGGUGGAGGCAGUGAGUCCAAGCGGAUGUCGAAUGUCCUGCGAAUCCCGAAUAUCACCAGUGGGGUGGUGGACACCAAAAGACUUCCCGCCAUGACCAGUGAGCACCUUAAACGGCUUCCCAAUAUAACAAGUGGAGAAGAAAGGAGAAUCCCCAAAGAAACUAGAGGUUCCAACGAAUCCAAAAAGCAGCAUAAUUUAAACAGUCGAGAAGCUAUGGAGACUCGAAGGGCUCAAAAAAUAACCAGCGACACAAAUGAAUCGCGAAAAUUACCAAACAUUACUAGUGGUGAAAUGAAGGAAUCCCGACGAGGUCAAGGAGUAACCAGCAAUACCAAUGAUUCUCGACGAUUACCCAAUAUAACCAGUGGGGAAGUUAAAGAAACCCGAAAGAGUUCACAUCCACGAGGAGGUGGUGAAUCACGACGUUCAUCUCAAGGUCAUAGAGAUGGCGGAGGUGGUGGCGAGUCUAAGGCCCGUCGUCCUUCGGAUAAAUCCCAUCCAGCCCAAGGUCGACGACCGGAGGAGCAAUCGAAGCAGCGACGGAGCAACAAUGGCCAUUCCGGAGUGACUAAGCGGCAAUUUCCGGAGGAUCACUACGAGCGGUUGAAGAUAGAGAACCGGGAGUACCAAGCCCGCCGUUUGCAGGCCAGUGGUCCAGCUGUAUUCCGUCAGAUCUCAAAUAAUCCCACCUUCGAAGGAGCUCUACUCACCAAACAGGAUAACUUCAUUGCAAGUCAUCGCCAAGGCGACAGACGUGAAACCCAAAGGAAAUCCAAAUCAAGUAACCAGGGCAAGGAUGACGAUCAUCGGUACAGAGCCCAACCACAUCGCCUGCUAAAUCCGAUACUUUAGAAUGGACAGAAGCAGUAUUCGCAAAAAGUCCACAUUUCAAAGUGGGGCUGACAACGCUUCACAAACCAGCACUGAAUCAAGAAAGACUAUCCAAUUCGACGAGUAUCCCAAGACAAUAGAUAGUUGCGAUGACACCGAUGAACGGUCAAGUGAAAGCUCCUCAGAGAGCACUGUCAAAACAAAGCCGAAAAUAGAUAUAGUAAAGGAUAAGGCACCAGACAAAACGCAGAAACAAGAAUCCAGCCGUGAACAAGUGAACAAUCCAAGGGAGUAUCCCUUUGUUGUGGAGAUACCCGGGCAAGAGGAAAAAAAGAAAAAGGGGUGCUGUUUUGUCAAAUCAAAAGACAAAUUAAGCGAGCAGAAAAAGAAGGAAAAAAACUGAGCCCAAUUUCUAUGUUUAUCUAAAUUCCUGUGUUUCCUAAACAAAAUAAACACGGCAAAGGCAUUUUGUAAAAAUAUUUUGUAAUACUUUUUGUAAGACGAAAUCUUUAAAUUCAUAAAUAAAGAUAUGG